Messenger RNA from Toxorhynchites rutilus septentrionalis, 508 nucleotides. RefSeq lists its product as uncharacterized. NCBI's taxonomy places the organism in Eukaryota, Metazoa, Arthropoda, Insecta, Diptera, Culicidae. The transcript has 3 exons. The record is from RefSeq and is a predicted model, not a curated record. The coding region runs from base 42 to 449 and encodes 135 amino acids.
UUUUGUUUCGCGUAGGAUUCGUUUACCGCUUUGGUGCCGGAAUGGUGAAAUAUAUUCUACUCAACACCAUAGUGCUAGUUCUAGUGCUUGUAUUCUCCAAUUUGGUCAACGGAUUUCACUAUCGUUCGGCUACGGUUGCAGAAAAGAUAACGAAUCACCAGGAGUUGAUGGGAAAUUUAACCGGAAGCAGGUUCUCCUCUCUUCGGAUACUUGAGUACACGAUUACACCGUACGAUUUGAACCCUGAGUGGAUAAAGCUCGUUGGACGAUAUGUAUUUCUGGCGCCGCGAGAAAACAAUCUCUACUUCGUUGGUUUCGAGGAAAAGAUUUACAAAUCCAACGGAUCGAAAAUUGUCACUGACUUGAUCUCGAAAAAUUUGGUCACAAACAUCUUCAGGGUGCAACGCGAGAAGCUUUCGGUUUUGGAGAAAAUUUAUAAUCUAGAAUAAUGAGAGAUUUUUUGUGUAAAAUAAUCCUUGAAAAGAGAAUCGAAAAUAAAAUAUGAAAU